CAAAAUUCGUUGCGAUUUAUUGAAUAUUUAUUGGGGUUACGUAUAAGUUACCCUAUAAAAAGUAAUUUAUGUAACUUCUGCAUUAAAAUAUUUAGUCAGAACUUCAGCGUUAGUGAAGUAUGUACCACUUAUAAAGUACAGAGUAUAUGUAAAAUGUGCUUCAUAUAACUGUGGCUAUGUCAGACACGUGUAGAUGAUUAUAUUUAUGUAAAUGUAUAUUUAUAAUAUAUAUAUAUAGCUACUGUUAUGAUAUCAGAAAGCAUAUUUAUACGAAUAAAUUUGUUAUUAACGUAAUGUCAUGAGUGAUUUAAGUGUAAAUUUAUCCAUACCUUUCCCAUCCGAAAGAGAAGCAGAAAUUGCUUAUCAAGUACUCAGAGUCGAUCAAGAGCCAUCAAGAGGUGGUUGCACAAAGAAUUUAGUAUUAAAAGAGAAUAUUUUAGAAGUAUUAAUAUCUGGAACUGAAGCUCGUAAGGUGCGAGUGGCACUAACAGCAUUUUUUGACAGUAUAAUUUUAGUAACAGAAACUAUGCAGCAAUUUGGACCACCAGAGCCAAGUUAUAAUUAUUAUUAAAUAUAGAUGACAUUAGAACUAUCACGGAUCAACAUUCACGCAGUAAAACAGAAGCUACUCCAAAUGGUAUACCUCCUGUUUAUGAUAUUCCU
Megachile rotundata (alfalfa leafcutting bee) is the source of this 663-nucleotide messenger RNA. Its product is annotated as Threonyl-carbamoyl synthesis 6. The record is from RefSeq and is a predicted model, not a curated record. NCBI's taxonomy places the organism in Eukaryota, Metazoa, Arthropoda, Insecta, Hymenoptera, Megachilidae. Gene Ontology annotation, cellular component: EKC/KEOPS complex.